Knipowitschia caucasica is the source of this 2418-nucleotide messenger RNA. NCBI's taxonomy places the organism in Eukaryota, Metazoa, Chordata, Actinopteri, Gobiiformes, Gobiidae. The record is from the annotation of a GenBank genome assembly.
AUGGCAGGCGACUGCACCCACAGCAGAGCUCACUACGCGCACACUGAGAGGUUUCCUCCAUCCAAAGCCUGGUCCGAGCAGGAUAGAGACAUGGACUCUGAAGGGCGUGGGCACCUGCGGCGACUGUCACCGAACUUUGAGGUCAUUGGUGGACUCUUGUACCGUAAAAAGCUCGAAAGGGGAUUUUUUAAUUACCGGGAGGUAUUGGAUGAAGACCGGAGACAAGAGGCCAUUGGUACUUUUCACCGGCGGCGUCCAGGCCAGCGGCAUCUCUCUUUAGAGGAGACCUACAAAAGUGUAGCUGAUAACUACUGGUGGGAUGGAAUGUACUUCCAUAUCAAAGACUUUGUCCUAAACUGUCCAGAGUGCAAGAGCCUGUGCAACAAGAAACCGGUGGGAUUGGGGAGCAGGGCUUGUGUCACCAAGACAGUAGCAUCAUACAGCAAUGAGUUGCUGACCAGGUUGAAGAGUCAGAGGGAUGCUGGACUCUUCUGUGACAUCACCCUGCGGACGAGUGGUCGCUCAUACUCUGCACACAGAGCGGUUCUAGCUGCUGUCAGCGACCACUUUCAGGAAAUAUUUACUGAGAUGGACUCCAGCAUCAAAGCUGACAUAGAUUUGACCGGUUUCAAUGAAGACAGCCUUGUAUCACUGCUGGAGUUCUCCUAUUCCUCCACUCUGUCUGUGCGACAGGAGGACCUCCCUGAAGUGGUUACGUUGGCUCGUCACUUGGGCAUGUGGCCCGCAGUGGAGGCCUGCUGUGCUCUCAUGAAGGAGCAGGAACGCCCGACUUUUACUCAUCACACACCCAUCCGUCCAUGUAGAAACCUGACCUCCAGCUUUGGCAACCCCUGUCAAGCACAAGACUACUUGCUUCGAGAAGGCAGGAGAAAAACAGGCUUUGGCUUCCCUGACAGUUUUUCUCUAACGCUGGAUGCAUCAAAUGAUUCUACAGAGUUAAGCCCCCGGCGCAUUUUACGUCAAACCCCAAAACGCCAAGUUCAUAAUGGCCUCCCUCUGAGUGCAUCUCCAAGAAUGAAACUUAUGGACUUUAAGUCCCCUUCAUCAAAGAAACCAACUUACUCUCCAGCCUCUUCUGCACACAGCCGUUUACUCCGCUCCACUCCGGGAGCUGCAAAAGAGAUCCAACGAUUGCUGCCGAUGUCUGAGAGCAGUCCUCAGUAUAAGAGAACUCACUCAACUUCUCAGCUCUCAAGAUCUUCUAGAAAUAAGCCCAGUACUGUGUGCAGCCCAGUGAGAGUGAAGCAGGAGGCCCCUGAUGUGGAAGAGGAUGAAGAGGAUUAUGAACGAGCACAAGAGAAGUAUCAGUUGAUGCAUGUUCUUGGGCUGCAGAGGACUGCACUCCUGCCCAGACCAGAAGAUCUGGUCGGCUGGAGACAAAAGAAAAGGCUAAGAAAACUAAAAGCCAACAAUUAUUCCCUUACCAAAAGGAGAAAACCCAGCGCCUCAACACCAGUGCUACCUUAUAAGGGCGUGACACUGGCACUUCCUCUUUGUACCCCGGUAAACGUUCACCUCCUCAGUAAAACUGGGAAGAGCAGAAUGCCCCGGUACAACAGCAGUCGCCCCACACAGAAGGCAAAGCUUAGACAAGAGUUCACUAGAGGGCCAAAGAUUGGUCGCAAAUCUGAAGACGAAGUCAAGAAUAAUGCGGCUGAUAAACAAAUCUCUGAUAAUGCACCCAAUUCCAUCUACAGUAAUGCGCUUUAUAAAGUCAUCAAGGAAGAGCCAGCAGACCCCAUCCCAGUGGGCCAGUUCUGUGAUCCUCCAUCCCCAGAUCUAGGCAAACGCCAAAGCAAGCCUCCCAUUAAACUUCUCGAUUCUGGAUUUCUGUUCAGCUUUUGUCGGUCUCCAGGAGGAUCCAUGGGACUGAAGAAGGAAGAAGAGAGCGUGGACAUCUGUCUUACGCGAUCAGUGGCCCGAUUUCGAGGGGAGGAGUCCCAUCACAGAGCACUGAGAGCCAGACCACCACCACUGGUGUCUCCAAUCAAGAAGGAGAGGGUGGAGAAAAGAAUGACCCAGCAAAACAAGACUAAUGCAAAGAAAGUGCUCAAGCUGCCCAAAUCUGCAGCACCAAAGGUCACCCUCAACAAGCCAAAGAAGGGCAAUGUGGCUUUGAGCAGCAGGAACGGAGUCAUAUUGGACCUGGUGCACAGAGCCAGGCUAAAGCAGCUUCGGGGGCCCCGGAGUCAGGCCCCCAAAGCCCCAAAGUCAGCCCAUGUCUGUCCACAGUGUCCUGCUUCCUACAUGGACUGUGACUCGCUCAUGACACAUCGUCUCAGACACGUGGAGGGAAAGCAUUGGCCAUGCCUGCUCUGCAGUAAGACCUUCUUUAGACUGAGGAAUGUCCGCAACCACAUCCGCACUCAUGACCCCAAGUUCACUGCUGAAAUUUGA